CCACGAUGACGUCAAAAGUAGUUGACCGCAGUGCAGUGCCGGGGGGCUGCGGAGAUUUAGCUCAAGAACUUAUAUCCGAAUAGUUUCGUAGCUGCACGAACCACUUUAACGAGUGCCCGGAUGUUAUAAACGUCUAGCUCACAGAACAACGUCCUAGGACUCAAAAGAAGAAAUGAUGCGUUGACUGUGCAUCCGGCUUUGGAUUCUGUUUCACUGACAGUCCUCUUGUUGAGCUCCAGACAGGAUGCCCUACCACUGUGUGGCCUAUGGAUGCGGCAAAACUGCAGAAGAUGGUGUGACAUUGUUUAAAUUCCCCAAGGACCCCGAGGAGUUUCGCAAAUGGGAAAAGCAGGUCCAACGCACCCGUGCCCUGUGGGUCGCCACACCCAACUCUCACCUCUGCAGCGAGCAUUUUGGCAAGGAGUACUUUGAGCCCAGGCCGCCCACGGCUCUGAAGCUGAAGCCGGGAGCUGCUCCUACAGUGUUCGUCCGUCCGCUCUGUUCCUCCUGCGGGGGAGUUGGCUGUAGCAAAUGUCUGCCUGCUAUCCAGCGGCGAGGCAUCGCAGCUGAGCCGAGAGAGCAGAACACUAAUGCUGAACACAGUAAAAUGGAUGAGACUGACAGAGGUGGUGACCAAAAACAUGUCUCAGGAGGAGUGGUGAAGCUAGGGGAAAAAGACAAAGAAGAACGACCAGUGGUAUGUGAGAUGUGUGGCACCACCGGCAACAUAAGCACCUUCUUUUCAAAGACCAAGCGUUUCUGCAGUAUAUCCUGCUCACGCUCCUAUUCAUCAAACUCCAAGAAGUCCUCCAUACUGGCACGUCUGCAGGGAAGGCCCCCUUCCAAAAAAGCUAUAGUGUGGAACAAGGUGAACAAAGCUCCUCCAGCCCAAACAGGACAGGAUGAAUCAGGUUUUGAGUGGGGCGCUUACCUGGAGAGGGAAACGUCCCUGGCUGCUUCUGUCUCCUGCUUCAGACAUGCUCCGCUGUGUGCCCAGUGGGACGACAUCACUUUAGGGAUGAAGGUGGAAGUCCUGAACACUAACGCCGUCCUGCCCAGUAAAGUCUACUGGAUCGCCACUGUUAUCCAGAUUGCAGGAUACAAAGCUCUGCUGAGGUACGAAGGCUUUGAGCACGACAGCAGCCACGAUUUCUGGUGCAGCCUCGUCUCAGGAGACCUGAAGCCGAUCGGGUGGUGCGCCAUGACGAGCAAGCUGCUGGUGCCACCACAAGAUGUGAAGCAGAACAUCCCAGACUGGAAAGAGUAUCUGAUGAAGAAGCUGGUGGGCGCCCACACUCAACCUGUUGACUUAUGCCUGAAGCUGGCGGAGAGCAUGAGGACCUCCUUCAGAGUGGGAAUGCGUGUGGAGGUGGUGGACCCCAAACAUGUGAGCCGGACCCGCGUGGCCAUCAUAGACUCCAUUAUUGGCGGCCGUCUGCGGCUGGUGUAUGCGGACCAAAGCGACGCCCCCGAGAACAUCGUCUCUGACUUCUGGUGCCACAUGUGGAGCCCCCUCCUGCAUCCGUUGGGCUGGUCCAGCAAAGUGGGUCAUGCCAUUAAGGCACCUGCAAACUCUGUGGAAGCUGGUACCAGUGGCUUGAAGAGUAACUCUGACAGUACAUUCCUGCUCUUUAAAAAGCCCAGGGUCGUCUACAUGGAGGGAAGUUUCUUUGAAGAAGGGAUGAAGCUGGAGGCCAUUGACCCUCUCAACCUGGGCAGCAUCUGUGUGGCCACUGUACACAAGGUGCUGUAUGAUGGCUACCUGAUGGUCGGUAUUGACGGCACCAUAUCCAACAACGGCUCUGACUGGUUUUGUUACCACGCAUCCUCUCACGCCAUCCUUCCUGUUGACUUCUGUAAAAAGAACAACAUCCCUCUCACUGUACCUCAAGGUUAUGACUCUCAGACCUUCACCUGGGAAAAAUACCUGAAGGAGACCAGAGCUAAAGCUGCACCGGCGCGACUGUUCAACACUGACUAUCCAGGUCACGGUUUCUCCGCCAACAUGAAGCUGGAGGCCGUGGACCUGAUGGAGCCACGCCUGGUGUGUGUGGCCACCGUGAAGCGAUGUGUUGGUCGCCUGCUGCUCAUUCACUUCGACGGCUGGGAGGAUGAGUUCGACCAGUGGGUCGACCACGAGUCCCCGGACAUCUACCCCGUGGGUUGGUGCGAGCUCAUGGGCUACCAGCUCCAGCCACCUCCUGGACUUGUUGAUUUAAACACAAACCAGGUGGUACGGAACAAGAAAUGCAAGCCCUUUAUGUAUGGGAAAAAGAGAAAGAAGUAUGCGAAAAAGAGGCUCUCUGAUGAGCAAGCUAAAGACGACGCUGGUCAGCAGUCUGAGAUCACUGGCACUAAUAGUCCUCCAGGGCUCCUAGACCUUCAGUCUCCCUCCAAAGUGCCACUCAUCCAGCCCAAGACUGAGCCAGAGGAGCAGGAGAUCUUUGCAGUGCAGGUAAAAGUGGAAGAGGUGGAGAUGGAGACUCCCAUUGAUCCUCCAGGCAACCCUGAGCAAGUCUGUCUGGGCGUAGUCAAACAGGAGGACAGAGGGGAGCAGAGUAAGUCAGGACAGAAUGAGGUGCCAGAGCAGACCAGCUUGGAAAACGUCACACAUGAAAAGACACAGAAAAACACAGCUGCAGAAGACGGAGGUGACGAGCAGGGCCCAGUGGAGGAGAGCUUUACGAGUGAAAGCAACAUGGAGCAGAGUGAAAAUGAAGGACAAACACUGCAGCAAGAGGGGAGCAGCACUGAGCAGGAGAGGCUGGAGGAGUGAGAGCAAAUAAACAGCUAUCUAAAGCUAUCAACAAAAACACUGAGCUUCGUCAGAAAUACAACAGAAGAACAACACGUUUAUCCGUUUACUGCACAGCCAAACAGACCCAAACUGUUUUAAUAAAGAAGUCGACCAGUAAUAAUUGCAACCAUGAUUUGAUUUCAUCCAACAGCAGAGCAGAGGAGUUGGUUACUUGUCUGGGACGUGCAGAAUGUCAGCUGAAAAUCUGACCACAAAAAAAAAAAGAAAAAAGCCAAUGAUUGUGGUUGGUGACAAGUACGUUUCUUUCCUGUGACUGCUUCAAAAUAAAAGCCCUAAGUGGAGCAGCAUCAAGGAGAGUUGGGGCAGUAUUAGAGCAUUAGCAGUAACUUCAGAAACCUCUGAUACAGCCUCAGGUAGACAAUUUGAAUCGAGUGUUGGACUGGCAGAGUCUUCCACUAACGAUGAAAGGUCCUUUAAAAUCAUGACCACAUAUAGUAUAACAUAAAGGACCAGUUUGAAACUACCUCACUUACACUCUGUGGCAGAAGUGAUUACUUUUGACUUCUCUUGUUUUUGUUGAGUUUAACAAGCUGAUAAUUGUUAUAAUGUUUUGUUUUAUCCUGUUUCAUAUCAAGAUUUAUUAGUUUUUUGGAAAUAUGAAAUCACUGAUUUAAAAAAAAGUUUCUUUCUGCA
Molecule: messenger RNA, 3451 nt
Organism: Lates calcarifer (barramundi perch)
Lineage: Eukaryota; Metazoa; Chordata; Actinopteri; Centropomidae
Gene: l3mbtl2
Product: L3MBTL histone methyl-lysine binding protein 2
Biological process (GO): regulation of DNA-templated transcription
Cellular component (GO): nucleus
Molecular function (GO): zinc ion binding
Source: RefSeq, a predicted model, not a curated record